Messenger RNA from Amaranthus tricolor (Joseph's coat), 1909 nucleotides. RefSeq lists its product as uncharacterized. Lineage: Eukaryota; Viridiplantae; Streptophyta; Magnoliopsida; Caryophyllales; Amaranthaceae. The transcript is spliced from 9 exons. Bases 136 to 1431 code for a protein of 431 amino acids. The record is from RefSeq and is a predicted model, not a curated record.
UAAAGUUUCUAAAUCAAAUACAGCAGACCAAAAUAUUUGAUUCCUCGCAUGUUCAUACAGAAAUAAAAUCAGUAUAUAUUAUAGAAUUAUACUAUACUGUUGAAAUUAGUUGCAUAGGGAUCAUAGCAACAGAAGAUGAAUUCAGGGAAAAACAAUGGCGGAAAAUCCCCAGCACCAUUGCCUAUGUACCGACCUGUAGCUCUCAAACAUGUGCCUACUAUGGUCAGAAGAAGAUAUGAUCCUGAUUUACGGAGGCCUACUUCUGACGGUAGCAAAAACAUUAGUGAAGCUGAAAGCAUCAACGACUCUCCUGUUGUGGUUAGUGGUGUCGAUGAAACAGAGGUAGAACAUGAUACACUUGCAAGCUUAGGCACUGAACAUGAUACACAAAUUAAUACAGAAGAGUUUGGUAGUAGUGAUUUUGGAUCAAGUGCAGAAUCAGUUUCAGACUGUGAAUUGCAAGUUGAUGGAGCUCAUGAAGAUGGGAUCCAUGCUGCUACUGAUCUAGAAGACAGUACUAGCAAUAAUACACUGAUGGAACACAAUACACUAGCAAACAUGGACACUGAACUUGUUUUCAGUAGUAAAGAUUUUAGAUCAAUUUCGAGUAUGAAUUCAGAAGAUAGCAGCAAAAGUGCAGAUGAUGGAGCUAAAGGGGUGAAUAUUUCUAGUUCUGUGUCUACUAGUGUUGAAAAUAGACAGGACAAUGUACAUGCAAAAUCUGACAAUGAACAAGGGUUUGCAUUGGAAGACUUAAAUGACAGCAAAAGCAAAGUUGAUGGAGUUAUUGACGUGGGUACUAGUGUUGAUGAUACGCAGAAUAAUGAUUUUAGACCACAUACCUAUGAUAGCGAAAACAAAAGUGAAGAAGCUGAAGUAUGGAACGACCCUGCUGUCGUUGUUAGUAAUGUGGACGAUAAAGAGACAGAACAUGGUUUACUUGCAAGCUUUGGCACUCAACCUGAUACACAUACUUAUACAGAAGAGUUCAGUAGUAGUGAUUUUAAAUUAAAUACAAGUAUGAAUUCAGAAGAUAGCAGCAAAAGUGCGGAUUUUGGAGCGGAAGGGGUGAUUCAUACCAGCUUUGUGAAUUCUGGUACUGAUUAUAGACAGGACAAUGUACAUGCCAAAUCUGACUGUGAUCAAGGAUUGGCAUCAGAAGAUUUAAAAGACAGAGAAAACGAAGGCGAAAAAGUUAAUUACGUGGAUACUAGUGUUGAUGAUGAUGCCAAGGACGAUAGACAGAAAAAUGUUUUCAGACUAAAUACCUUUUUGCAACGGUUGGGAGUGCAUUCUACACACACAAGGUUAGAUAAGGUGUUGGUAUGGAUAAGGAAAAGUUACGACAAUACAAACUAUGGAAACAAGUUCUUAACAGCUGCUAUGAUUGCCACUGUAUUUUAUCUAUGGAGGAACAAGAAAUAUCGAUAGAGUGUGGAUUGUUGCAAACUCUUAGAAAGUGAAUCCAUCAAUAUCAAAGUUGAACCCUAGUGGUUGUAUAAUGAACAUUUGGUAGUUUUUGAAUCUAGGGAAUUAUAUCUUAAAGGGUAUUGAUUUGCGUUUUCUCCCACUCUCUCCAGACUUCCUUAGGCAAGAUGAUGAUGUUGUACACUCCAUGAUACAAAGAGUUGUACUAUAAUCAUUUGUGUGCGUGAUCCUCUAUUUAUACGAAAUGAUAUGAUACUUUAGCGGGUGUUGUUAAAGGCAGAGCUGAUGCUCUAAGUCUUCAACCAACAUUAUUUUUAAUUAAGAUAAUCAUCCAUGAACUGCAAGCAAAUGCUCCAUCUUUAUAAUCAAUCUAAAUUACUAUAAAUAAUUUCAAUAAUCUAUCCUCAUUUUGACAAUUUCAAAUGUUCUCAAAAUUUACCUUGGAUUAACUUUAUUCCCGUUUAAUCGUCUCAUUAGCAUU